This is a messenger RNA of Bemisia tabaci, 975 nucleotides long. The record is from RefSeq and is a predicted model, not a curated record. Lineage: Eukaryota; Metazoa; Arthropoda; Insecta; Hemiptera; Aleyrodidae.
AUGAGAGUGCCAAUCGCGGCGCUGUUUGUCUUGGGGCUUUUCUGCUUGAACGGAACCCUCGUUUGUGGAGCUGAGGUUCCAUACUACUGUCUUGACCUGAACAAUGUUAAGAUCAAGACUGGAGAUAUCAUCACAACCAAACCUUACGGAAUUCCUGUUUACGAAGUCGAAGGAGUGGUGGGCGAAGCGGUGGAGAUGCCAUGUGACAUUUCCGUGCGUGAUGCGAGGGACGCCCUGCACAUGGUUCUCUGGUUCAGGGAAUCGGACGGCGAGACCCUAUACAAUUAUGACGUGCGCGGAGGACAGUACCUGAAGCCGAAAUCCUGGUCGGCAUCUCCGGAUUUUUACCGGCGCGUGAAAUUCCGACCGGAGGCUGUUCCGGCGCAUCUGAUCCUGGACAAGCUCACCGUUCGAGACGAGGGCCUCUAUAAAUGCAGGGUUGACUUCAGCAAUUCGCCGACCAGAAACUCAAAAGUCAACCUUACUAUCAUUGUUCCACCGGAGCAGCCGGUCAUCUACAACAAGCAAACGGUGCGGCGAACGAGCAAAGUGGAGUCCUACCGGGAGGGCAGUGACGUUAACUUGGUCUGCGAGGUAUCCGGAGGGCGCCCGAAACCGAAUGUAACUUGGUACCUGGACAACAAAAUGAUUGAUUACACAGUUGAGUCUGUGAACACCGACUUGAACGGUCAAAUCACAACGAUCAACGAAUUGUUGUUACCGAAUGUUGGGAGGAGAGAGCAGAACUCCACUCUCUUGUGUCAAGCAUCAAACACCAACCUCACGCCCCCUACCUCGAAGUCCAUCAUGUUGGAUAUCAAUCUGAAACCGAUCUUCGUAAACAUCACGAAUAAGAAUAAGACAAUAUCGGCAGACAAGAGGUACUCAAUUGAGUGCGUGGCAUCCGGCUCCAGACCGGAAGCUGUCAUCACCUGGUGGAAAGGGAGCAAGCAGAUCAAGAAGCUUGCUAAAAAU